AUGUCAAAUGGGGAGUCCUCGAAAGCCGAUGUCUCGCCAGCUGUGGACUUUACGGCUGGUGUCAUAGCAGGCGUAGCGGGCCUUGUUGUUGGUCAGCCAUUCGACGUCGUCAAGGUCCGAUACCAGACACCUGAGUUCAAGGGUCGCUACACGUCGAUACGCUCCGCCUUCGCCAGUAUCAUCCGGGAAGAAGGCACGCAUGGGCUCUUCAAGGGUGUCAUGUCACCUAUGGCAGGUAUAGCUUUCAUCAACGGCGUCGUCUUCACUUCCUAUUCAUUCUUUAUGAAGCUCCAACUUCCCGCCGACUCUGGACAAGAACCAAGUCUGGGCCAGAUCUGCCUAGCCGGCGCAGGAAGUGGUCUUGCUAGCUCGCUCAUCACCUGUCCGACGGAACUCAUCAAAAUCCGCCAGCAGUCCUCUCCUCCACACCUCAAUCCCUCUAUCUUUACCGUCUGCCGGUAUAUUAUACGUACAGAUGGAGCACGGGGUCUGUAUCGCGGCUUUACGGUCACUGCUCUUCGUGACCUCGCAUAUGGCCCUUACUUCUUCACAUAUGAAGCUUCGUGCCGAUUCUUUAAAUCCCGGCGAGCACCUAUCGAUGCGGCCUACCCCUCGCAGGCCUCCAGUGGCCGGCAAUAUCAUCAUGAAUCCCUCAUCGACGAGGCAGAGAUGGAGCUGCACGCGCUGAGGCCGUGGGAGCUGAUGGUAGCUGGAGGACUGGCGGGCGUGGUCGCUUGGAUGGCCACGUUUCCUCUCGAUGUUCUGAAGACCCGCUCUCAAGCCGCUUCCUGGCAGACCGAUUCGGCCGGGUCAGUCAGGAAGAAGCCACCGUCAAUAUGGAGAAUAGCGAAUCAGGCGAUAAGGACAGAAGGCUGGAGGGUCAUGUUUGCCGGUUUGGGACCAACAUUGAUUAGGGCUGUACCUGUCAACAUGGUCGUCUUCCUCACUUUCGAAGCAUGCGUCGCGGGCAUGUCCAAGUGA
Messenger RNA from Dioszegia hungarica, 981 nucleotides. Its product is annotated as mitochondrial carrier domain-containing protein. NCBI's taxonomy places the organism in Eukaryota, Fungi, Basidiomycota, Tremellomycetes, Tremellales, Bulleribasidiaceae. Gene Ontology annotation, molecular function: transmembrane transporter activity. The record is from RefSeq and is a predicted model, not a curated record. Gene Ontology annotation, biological process: transport. Bases 1 to 981 code for a protein of 326 amino acids. The transcript has 11 exons.